Messenger RNA from Penicillium nucicola, 471 nucleotides. Its product is annotated as nuclear transport factor 2 family protein. Bases 1 to 471 code for a protein of 156 amino acids. The record is from RefSeq and is a predicted model, not a curated record. NCBI's taxonomy places the organism in Eukaryota, Fungi, Ascomycota, Eurotiomycetes, Eurotiales, Aspergillaceae. The transcript has a single exon.
AUGGCAGCAGCCACAUCCGACCACGAGCUCAUCAGGAACGCAAUUGCCGGUGUCGCCAUCACAUUCGAUAUGAAGCAAUUUCAGGACCUGGGAAAAUUCUUCACUGAUGAUUGUGUGGCCGACUAUACGGGCUCACUCGGCCUGAUGAAGGGAGUCGAUGCUGUGGCCGAGGGCAUUCAGAACGCAAUUGGACAUCUGAGCACCUUCCAUGGUUUGACGACCCAAGCUAUACACCUCACGGGAGAUGGUACUGCAGAGGCUACCACUUACUGUGCGGCUGGUCAUUUUUUAGGUGACAAGUCAUUCCUCGCGGAAGCCCGGUACUUUGACAAGCUUGUGAGAGUCGUUGAGGGAGACAGUGUCAAGUGGAAAAUUUCAUACCGUCUGACCACUAUGAUGGGUGUUCCGCGGGGUGAUGUUUCUAUCUUCCAGAUGGACUUGGAUAGGUGGGCUGACAGCCUGAAGGGUUAG